Molecule: messenger RNA, 807 nt
Organism: Sodiomyces alkalinus F11
Lineage: Eukaryota; Fungi; Ascomycota; Sordariomycetes; Glomerellales; Plectosphaerellaceae
Exons: 10
Coding region: 1-807 (268 amino acids)
Source: RefSeq, a predicted model, not a curated record
AUGAUUGACAGGCCUUGCUUCGUGCUGCUGUGCCACCCGGCGUUUUCCGUCUACGUGCUGCGCAGACAACGACAAGCAACGACAAGACGGCCGACGUGGAUGUUCGAGGAGGGCAAGCUGUCAACAGCAAGCAACGGCUUUGAGAACAGGUGUCCCUUCCAGUGCCUGCCACAAGAUCCCCACACUCUGAUGCAUGCUGUGAUUCAGCAAACCGGGCUAGCUUACCCGAGGGGGGCACUUCAGAUUCCAGGGUCCGUCCACUCCUUCUUCAACUCUCCAGCCCAGCCUUUUCACCAGACUCACUUCCACGUUUCGCAGCUGGAUAGUUUCCCCGAGGAUCUGGCCUUAAGGCUUGCCAUUGAGCUCGAUGUCUUCGCCUGGCGCCUAGCUACUGGGUAUUUCCGCAAAGCGCAUAACAGCAAGCAAACAAACAACAAGUUAUGCGAACAAGUCUUCCAUUGCCUGCAAUGGGCGGCGUUGAACCAUGUCCGACUGUCUUACGAGGACAGCCUCGGUUUGGUCCCAUUCCGUCGGAGGCUGAACUCCUUCGACCUAACAUGGCCUGUUAAUUGUUAUGUACCCAUACCGAGCAACACCCUCACGGCCAUCAACCAAUCCAUAAGCGUCGCUGGCAAUCAUCAUCAAGACGGCCGUCCUCCUCCUAAUCACGUCGCACUGAAAGAGGUGCACCAAGUUGAGACCCCAUCCGCGUUCCAGAUUUCUCGAGAGAAGGAUGGAUGGAAGAUCAGAACAGGGCAUGUCAAAGCCGACUCAAAAGACCACACGUCUAACCCAAAGCUCCCAUGA